Bactrocera oleae (olive fruit fly) is the source of this 1189-nucleotide messenger RNA. RefSeq names its product general odorant-binding protein 84a. The record is from RefSeq and is a predicted model, not a curated record. NCBI's taxonomy places the organism in Eukaryota, Metazoa, Arthropoda, Insecta, Diptera, Tephritidae. Gene Ontology annotation, molecular function: odorant binding.
UUUCUAUAAUUAAAUUUUAUAAUUUUUGAUUUUCAAAGACUUCAAAUAUGAAAGAAUUAGGCCGAAUGUAGCGCAUAGUGGCGCAUAGUGGCAUAGUGGCAAUUAUUCACCCACAAUAAGUAGGUAUAAAUAGGUAUAAAUUAUUAAAAAAAAUAUUUCAUUUAAAUAUCAGUAACAAUCUGAGCAAGUUUCAGUGAAAAUCGGUUUUCGAAAGCAAAAUAGUUUACACAGAAACUUAAAAAAAUGAUCAAUCAUCGACAGCUCAGUCUAGCUCUCCCACUGCUCUUGCUUCGGGUUCUUGCUGGAACUAAGGCAAAUCCGCAAACAGAUGCAACGAAUAACAAAUUGGAUAAGCAGCAAUCCAUGGAGACGACCACACCGUCCGUGCGCGCUGCAAACGUGUCAGGCUUCGACUUUGAGGAAGUAGUGCGCACUUGUAACGCCAGUUUCACAGUACCGUUAGAGUAUAUUCAGCAAUUCAAUGAAACCGCAGAAUUGCCGAACAUAACCGACAAAACAGGCAUGUGCUUCUUGAAAUGCUACAUGGAGAACACGGGCCUUUUGCGAAAUUGGCAACUGAAUCCUACACUGAUCAGGCAAACUAUGUGGCCAGCCACUGGAGACUCGAUACCCGUCUGCCAAAAUGAAGGCUCUCGUGAGACCUGUCCUUGCAAGCGCACCUAUGCCAUCGCUAAGUGCUUAAUGUUACGCGCUCUCGUGGAUGCCCGUAAUAAACCGAUAGUUUGACAAUAUUCUGACGGCUUCACGAGCAACAAUUAACUUUAAAUGGUCGCAUAGCCACAUGUUAUUACAAUUGUUUUUGCUCUUCGUGCAUCUGAAAGUCGUUCUGUCUAAUAUUUGCUAUAAUUAAAAUUCGAAUUAUAUUAUAUAAAAUAGUUCAAUAUUUAGAUCUACACCAUAAUAAAAAUAUUUAGAAGCACUUUGCUUUGCAGCCGCACCAAUAUACGUAUUCUUAUCGGACCGUUGAUCGAAGGCUUCUUUGCUGAUUUGUGGAACUUUAAUGGCUCAUGUGAAUCCGAUUAGAUGUGUAUGUACAGAUUAUGUAUACUUGAAGGGUAUUUAUUGAUAAAUGCUGCUUGAGGAUGGAAUGCUUAUAUAAUGUUAUCUAGCAUACCUAUAAAUGCUACCAUUUUAGCUGCUUAAAUAAAUGUAUUAAUGAAAAAAUUAA